UUGAAGAAGUCGCUGAAGAAAUAAUCAUACGGAGGGCUAGCAUUUUGAUAACGGUUAUUAACGGACUAAGGAAAGUAGGUGCGAACUAGACCAUUGCGUUGCAUUAGAGUACCAGUGAUGUAAAAUCAGCAGGGUAAUAUGAUUUAACCCGAAGGCAGCAUUCCUAUGCAUUGACUGAGACACUGUAAAAGGUGAAAAUAAUCAGAUUUGCAGACAUGGCUAUGGGAGUUCUUCCUCUGACCCCAAUAAUGGUCCACUCCCCACUACUGUCUUCUGAGUCUCCAUCUGAGACGAGUCUCAAUAAUCAAACCAAGACAGGCCAAAUGAAGACUGAGUCCAAGGUCAGCAACAUGAAAAUGCUAGAACCAGGGAGAAAGAAACUGAGCUCUUUGGAAACACAAAGAAUUGUGGCUGUGUUGGAUGAGACCAUAAAAAAACUACAGCUGGUAAGCCUGUUCCAACAUGCAGCUGACAGUCUAGAACGAUUCAGUGUGGUUUUUGGUUCAGAGUUGACAGGUGCUCUGCGUGAGCACAAGAGGUUACAAGGUAGUUUGCAGUUACAGAUGGAACUACUUGAUAGAGGAAAAGCUGAAGAAAACAAAGAUGAUCUGACUUCACAAGACGAAAAAGACCUUGCGGUUUCUGACACAUCUAAUAUGCGCCUUGCAAAAAUACGUCAAGGAAUUCAAAGCUCUGUGAGGAACACCUUGAGGCUCUUCAUUACCAACCCACCUGCCAGCAAAGCACUGAGAUCUGAAAGCCAUGUGCUGGAUCCAGCUUCCCAGGAGUUGAUCCAGAUCCUGUCAGAGCUGAGAGGAUUGCUAUAUGAAAUGCUUCUGACCAGCCCUUUGGAGCAGAAUGAAAGGAUUCAUUAUAUCCAGGACAUAAUACUGCAUGACCUCAAAAACAGAGAAACAUUGGCAGCUUUAGAAACACAACUGAAUGCAGCAAUCCUUGAUCGGGACUCGGAGAUUUCUAAGAAGAACAAAAUCAUCUGGCAGCUAAAGAACAACCUUCGGCAACUAGAGAAUAUUUCUGAGAACCAGGUGAAGCGCAUGCAGGAAGAAGGCGAAAAGCAACAAAAGGCAGAGAGUCGAAUCUCUGAGUCCAAAUGCUCAAAACUUCAGCUAGAACUGCAGCAACUAAGAUCACAACUUAAUGCUUCUAUUGUAGAACACCGUGAAGUAGAGAUGGCCCUGAGGAAGAAGAAAUAUAAAGUGGAGACUGAAAUUGAAAACUGGAUAAAAAAAUAUGACAGUGACAUGGGAGAGAAGCAGGCUGAGUUGGAGAGCCUGGAGACUUUGUAUAUGGAGGAGAAAUCACAGCUUGCAGAACUCCAGGAAAAGCUGGCUGUGUUGGAGGUGGAGUAUGACCAGAUAAUGGAAGAGAGGCGGCUAAAACAGUUAAAAAUGGAGGAAGAAGCAAGGGAACUGGCCAACAGGACCAAGGCUGCCAUCCUCAUUCAAUCUUACUGGAGAGGUUUCCAGGUCCGCAGGGAAAUGAAAGGCAAGAAGAAGAAGAAGGGAAAGAAAGGAAAAGGCAAAGGCAAGAAAGGGAAAAAGUAAUAGUGUGGUUUGAAAUAGUCCUUAAACCAGAUCCCUGACAACUCAAUCGCAUUUACACCAAAGACCCUCCCAUGUGGAGCAAGGCACUGUCAGUUUAUAGGUAACAUGAUCUUUAUUGUCCAAAAUAUGAAUCUUUUCAACUUCAUCAGUUCUAUUACUCCUGUGAGGCCUACCACUCCCCUACAUGAUAGGCGUCAUUUUAUACCACAUAUUGUACCUAUAAUAAAAUCACCUAACAUUACUUGAAUUAUUUUAAUGACAUAUGUCUUAAGAAUAAAAAGUCAGUAACACAUUAAUAAAUAUGUAUUUUAAAUUUUAUAAA
Molecule: messenger RNA, 1887 nt
Organism: Bombina bombina (fire-bellied toad)
Lineage: Eukaryota; Metazoa; Chordata; Amphibia; Anura; Bombinatoridae
Gene: DRC10
Product: IQ motif containing D
Exons: 5
Coding region: 216-1565 (449 amino acids)
Molecular function (GO): protein binding
Source: RefSeq, a predicted model, not a curated record